Candida dubliniensis CD36 is the source of this 3372-nucleotide messenger RNA. Its product is annotated as putative retrotransposon tca4 polyprotein. The transcript has a single exon. Gene Ontology annotation, biological process: DNA integration. Lineage: Eukaryota; Fungi; Ascomycota; Pichiomycetes; Serinales; Debaryomycetaceae. Gene Ontology annotation, molecular function: nucleic acid binding. The record is from RefSeq and is a predicted model, not a curated record. The coding region runs from base 1 to 3372 and encodes 1123 amino acids.
AUGUUAUCGUACUUUAUCUCAAAUAUACAAUCCCAAGCGUUAAAAAGCGAUUUUGUAGAUUAUGAUCCUAUGAGUCUUAAGUAUGACAGUGGUGCACUGCGUACAGUUGUUGGCAACAAGAAAUUGCUAAGCAAUUAUGACUCGGAAGCACAGCAAAUAUUUGAACUUCCGAACGGACAGAAGAUCCGUAGUCAUGGCUCUGGAGAUUUAGUAAUCAACGUUAAUCAUCAUGAGUUAGUAUUAAAAGACGCUCAUUAUAUUCCGGGAUUUAAGAUUAACUUAGUAUCUUGUGGCCAAAUAACUGCCCAAGGAUAUGAUGUUAUCUUGUCUCAUAAAAUGUUAUUGUGUGUAAAUUUUAACGAAAAACAUGUUAUCUUUGCCAAACAAUCAUUAAAUACCAAUCUUUUCACUGGACCAUCGAGAGGAAAAGUAUACUCGAAUGGGAAGAUGUUUAUGGAUAAUAAUUCAUUCAUCGAAGAUGAAGGUGAAAGAAAAGGUUAUUUAAACAGCAUCAAUGCCAUGACAAAAAUAGUUGAUCCAAGAAUUGAUCAAGUUGUGGCAAACCCCGAUGGUAGAAAAGACUUAUACUACUAUCAUUUGAUCACUGGUCACAUGUCAAUUAGAUCAUUAAUAAGAUUGCAUGAACAAGGAAGAAUCAAAUGUUCCAUUGACGAUCAAGAUGCGAAAGAUCAGAUCAAAGGUUGCAAACAAUGUAUACUUGUUAAUGCAAAACAACAUUCGCAUAACAAAACAACUCAGUCUCCACCCGAGCGGAGUUUAUACAGGUUCCAUUGUGAUAUCAUGGGACCUUACCAUGUCGGUCAUGUGAAGUAUUAUAUCACAUUGAUAACUGAUCACUAUAGUGGAUUUUCUUUUACAAUAGUGAAAACAGAAAAGAGAUUUACAAAAGAAAUUUUAGAUCUUUUUGAACAUCUACAUGCUGACCUUUACCCAAAGAAAAUUGCAAGGUUUAGGUCAGAUAAUGCCAAAGAGUUUCCAACUGAGGCAGAGUUAGGUACUUUAAGAAUAAAGAAAGAAGUUUCGCCUCCCUAUUCAUCUGAAAUGAAUGGGAUGGUAGAAUCGCAUAAUAACGUAGUAAAGAAGCAAAUGUUAUAUGUGAUGUUAAACUUCCCUAACCGGUACAAAGAAUUACUUAUAUUCUUUUGUGAGAUUGUUGCUUACGCCGUAUUUAUUAAAAAUCAUACGCCGUCUGAGCGAGUCGAAACCCACAAGGGUUGGACGCCACAUGAACUAUUCUACGGACGUAGAUAUAGACCAAACUACCACCAGCUCGGGGUAGAUGUGUUUGUCAUACUCCUGAAUAAACAGGAAGCAGAGGCAUUAGGUGUCCAAUUUAUCAAAGGAUUUCAUAGAGGUGUACCAGGUAUCUUCUUGGGUUAUGGUAAUGACUCCAAUGUCUACCUUAUCCAGUUAGUCGAUGGUAAUUAUACCAGAAGAUUAUUUGUGAAUGUUAGAUUUUUAGGAUCUAUGAACAAUAUUAAUACAUUCCUAGAUACUUUCGGCGAAAAAAUGCGGAAGAAUAUGGAUGAGUCUGGGAACUUUCCAUUCUUCGAAGAUUCGUCUAGAAAUGAACUACUCAAUGGUCGCUAUGUCCCUUAUGAAGAUCACUUGCCAACACAAGGUACAUCAUCCCAAGAUGUCUCCUCAGAUAGACCAACCACAAUUGAACCGACAGCUACCAAUAUCAAUAUGGAUGAAUUAAUAGCAGAGGUACCAGACGAAUUCUUACAGAACAAUAUAGCUGGAGAUUUCUUAACUCAACAAGGAUUUACUUUUCCACUGUUGCAAGUUACUGGAAAAUUGUUGGAACACCAAUCAGGACAAAGUCUUGCUCCAUAUAACUGGAUGAGUAAAGACAACAUGGAAUAUCUGAAAAUGGGGAGUGAUCAUAAAUAUUUGGGACAGAACGACACGGAAAAUAUUGAACCCAAUAAGAACCAACAGGUUGAUAUUUCAGAACCAUCUUUUCAAAGUUCAAUGGCAAACAAGCCUAAUGAAUCAGAUCUUGGUGUAUUACCUACUGCAGAUGGUAUACGUCAUGGAGUACCUAACGCCCGGGGCGAGACAACUCAAGAUGGGACAGUCAGUUCUAACAUAGAUAUGCAUCAACCGUAUUCAACAAUACCAACUCACAGACCGCCCCCGCCAGUAGGGAAGAAUGUUCAAUUCCUGGGAGUUAACAACGACUCUACGACAUUACUUCCAUCUGAGUGGGGAUUACCACCUCAACAGCAUCUCAGUAAUGGGGGAGCAUACGAGUCGCUGCCGGUUUCUAACGUUACCACUAGUGUCCGAUUAUCAGCCUCAACCAUGAACAUUGAUGUGGGAAAUAAAAAUAGUAUCAAGAGAACAAAAAUUGAUAGGCAUCCUUUACUUCCGAAUAAGGAAACAGUGAAUGAGAUUUCAGUUAGAAUCGAAGCAUUGAAAAAUGAGCAUAAUCUAAAUAAAACAUUAGAUACCAUUGCAGAUUCUUACUUAUUCACUAGAACAUCUGAACUCAAAAAUGAAAAUAUGGCUUACUACAAAGGUAAUGGUAGAGUCUCAAAGCCACCAAUGCUUCUUAACAACUUGAAGAUUAUUGAUGAGCUUAUCCCACCAACGAAACACAUUUCUAGCAUAGAAGCAAGACUAGAAACACUGACAGGUGACUUGAAUGAUAUUGAAAACGAUAUUGAUUUGAGUGUUUAUGGUGUGGAAAAGUACGUGGAUUAUACUGAUGAAAAUUGGAGAAGAUCCAUGGACAAUGAGAUGAAAAAGUUCAAAGAAAUGAACGUCUACCAAGUAGUGAAGAAGAAAAAGAACUUCAGAAUGAUACCCGCAAAAUGGGUUCAUUCAUAUAAGCCAAAUGACCCAAAAGGGGAAUUUUUCAGGAGUCGCUGUGUUGUCCAAGGAUUUAGGCAAAUCCCUGGACUCGAUUUUGAUAAGAAUUGUGUCCUGUCACCAGUUACUGACCUUACUACCAUCAGGGUCUUGACAGCGAUAGCCGUAGAAAGCAAGGCUCAAAUUCAUCAUAUCGAUAUAAAGUCAGCAUAUCUCAACGCGACUUUGCCAAAAGAUACUCCGAUUUUCGUUAAGCCACCUCCUGGAUAUGAUGACGGUAUACAUUGCUGGAGGUUGGUGAAAGCGGUGUAUGGACUCAAGCAAUCAGGCUUCGAGUGGCAUUCCCAUGUCAGUAAGACAUUCAAGAAAAUGGGAUUAUAUCAAUGUGAAAAUGUCGAAGGACUUUUUAUGCUCGAAAAGGUAAUGAAAAAAUAUACAUUGCUUUAUACGUCGAUGACUUAUUCGUCGUUGCCUCCAGUAAUCAGUUCUUCAAUAAAUUCAUGGACGAUUUGGAGGCAAAAUUCAGUCUAA